AUGAAUAACACCGUCCACAAGAAGCCGACUUUAGCGAUGGAGAUCGAGGCGCAGCCUGGCUACAAUGCCGCAUCACCCUACGAUCUCGACGAAAAAUCCGGCUUGGACAGAGCUGGUGCCAUCGAUGCCGAGAACCUCGAACACAAUAUGACAGUGCUGCAGGCCGUCAAGGCUUAUCCUGCUGCCAGUUUCUGGGCCUUUAUUAUGUCGUGCACUAUCAUCAUGGAGUCUUACUGUGUCUUCCUGAUGGGACAAUUCAUAGCUACGAAGCAGUUCGCUAGGGAUUUCGGCGUCUACAGCCCUAUCAGUGGCGACUAUAUUAUCGAAGCCUCCUGGCAAUCGGCGUUUCAAUGUGCUGGUCCAGUCGGCGCUUUCAUCGGUUGCUUCCUUGCUGGUCCCAUCACUUCCUGGAUUGGUUACCGUUGGGCAACUAUCGGCGGCCUUAUGGCCCUGAAUGGUUUCAUCUUCGUGUUCUAUUUCAGUAACAGUCAGGGCAUGUUUUUCGCCUCCCAAGUCUUGGAAGGCAUCCCAUGGGGCAUUUUUAUCGCUAAUGCUCCUGCUUAUUGUUCGGAGAUCGUGCCAAUGAGAUUGAGAGCGCCGGCAACGCAGAUGUUGCAAAUGUUUUGGGCAAUCGGCUCAAUUAUCGUUGGUGGUAUCACUUAUCACUUCCAGUCCAAGCCCAACGCCUCUUCUUACAGAGUUCCCAUCGCACUCCAGUGGAUGUUCCCGACUCCUCUCGCUAUCCUCCUAUUCAUUGCACCUGAAUCGCCUUGGUGGUUGGUGCGAAAGGGCAGGCUGGCUGACGCAGAGAAAGCUGUCAAACGUCUUGGCCGUGCCAACGCAGGCGACAAUCCUCAAGAUCAAGUAUCUAUGAUGCGUCGCACUAUUGAACUUGAGAAGACGGUGAAGAAGCCUACUCUCCUUGAGUUGUGGAAGGGCACCGAUCGCUAUCGCACAUUAAUCGUGUGCGGUGUGUAUGCAUCUCAAAACCUGACGGGCAAUCUGAUUGCCAACCAAGCCGUCUACUUCUUCAAACAGGCUGGCAUGGCAGACAACACCGCCUUCGCACUCGGCCUCAUCACCUCUGCACUACAAUGGAUUAUGGUCAUGGUCUCCUGGGUCCUGACCACCUACCUGGGGCGCCGUACAAUCUAUGUCUACGGCCAGGCUAUUGCCUGCGCCUUCUUGGUUGCGCUUGGUAUCGCCGCCUCCGUUGGUCGCAGCACAGCAGCCUCAAACGCGCAAGCUUCCCUCGGCCUCAUCGUCUCGGUCCUCUUCUGCCUUGGUCCAGCUCCCGCCUCCUGGGUUAUCAUUGGCGAAACCUCUUCUGUGCGCUUGAGACCAUUGACGACUGGUGUUGGACGUGCCGCAUAUUACUUGGUCAACAUCCCGUGCAUCUUCCUUGCGAGCUAUAUGCUCAACACCGACAAGUGGAACCUCGGAGGUAAGAGUGGGUAUAUUUGGGCUGCUACUGCGUUGAUAUGUACCGUCAUGAGUUGGAUCUGGAUUCCCGAAAUGAAGAACAGGUCCUUCCGCGAGAUUGACAUUUUGUUCACCCGCAAGGUCCAGGCUCGGAAGUGGAAGAAGACGGUAAUCGACGUCAAUGAUGAUCAGUAG
This is a messenger RNA of Aureobasidium namibiae CBS 147.97, 1617 nucleotides long. Its product is annotated as putative MFS maltose transporter. Gene Ontology annotation, cellular component: membrane. The coding region runs from base 1 to 1617 and encodes 538 amino acids. Gene Ontology annotation, molecular function: carbohydrate:proton symporter activity. Gene Ontology annotation, biological process: transmembrane transport; carbohydrate transport. Lineage: Eukaryota; Fungi; Ascomycota; Dothideomycetes; Dothideales; Saccotheciaceae. The transcript has 4 exons. The record is from RefSeq and is a predicted model, not a curated record.